Messenger RNA from Paramecium primaurelia, 543 nucleotides. The record is from the annotation of a GenBank genome assembly. Lineage: Eukaryota; Ciliophora; Oligohymenophorea; Peniculida; Parameciidae.
UAUGCCUCCAAAAAAGGGAAAAGGAAAAAAGAAGCAAGAUUCUGAUGAUGAUGAAUCAGAAGAAGCUUAUGAACCAAAGGCCACAAAGAAAAUUCAAAAAUAAACCUAAAAAAAAUAAUAAGGAUCAGCAAAAAAAUAAAAAGAAGAAGAUUCUGGUGACUCUUCAUAAUCUAGUGAAGAAUCAAAUGAAAAACAACAUAAAAAUAAGAAGACAUAACCUUAAAAAUAAAAUAAAACAACAAAUAAUACUAAAAAGAAAUAAAUAAAAGAAGAUGUUAAUUAUUGUAAUAUUUUAGGAUGAUGAUGAAAAUUCUGAAAGUGUUGAAAAUGACAAAGACAAUUUUAAAUAAUAUUAAAAAAAAGAGACUCCACCUGAAGAUGAUCCUUGCAGAAUUUAUUAUGAAUCACUAUACAGAGAAAGACCAGAAUCUUUAUUAGCUAUUAAGUAUUGUUUAGAUUAUGGUCUCAUUGACGAAGCCAAUAUCUAAAAAGCUCAUAAGUUUUAUGAAAAACAUAAAUCUAAAUAAAGAUGACAUAAAAAAC